GAAAGAUUUAAACUUACGUACAUCCUCAAAACCUUGUCUUUGUCCUUAAUAUCUUGGCAAGGAAUUGUAGAAAUCAAAUUGAAGUAGUUUCCGUCUAUUGAGGCAAUCUUUUAAAAAAAAAAGAAACAUCCCGCUGAAAGCCCACAAUAGCUAUCCUGAGUACCCGGUGGGACGACUUGCUAAGCCACUUAGGAAUAAACCAAAACUGAAUUCUGAUCUUCCCCUCGUUUACGUCAAGACUGGAAUUCCUACAUAGAAGAAUUUCGUCUGUGCCAAUCUUGAAUAUAUAUAUAUACAUAUAUAUAUACAGUUUCUCCGACAGCCUUAACAGCUAAGUAUAGAAGUCCACCGAAGUUAACAUGCGUAUUCUUCGUCGGAAGACUAAGAAGAGGACGACUCCGAAAACACAACUAUUUCUCAAAAUCAAUGCCAACCGGGCAGCAGACUUGGUUCCCACGGAGGUUGCUGCUAGUCACAGUGCUGGCACUGCCCCACUGUCUACAUCUUCCAAAAAAAGUGUCAAUCCAGUGCUUGUAGCCUCGCUCAAUGGGUACAAGCGUAAAACUGUGAGGAAGUUGCACACCAGCCAACCUAGUUGGGACGACUCUGUGCAUCUCCCAUUGAAACAAAAUGACUAUUCCCAACUCCUUGUGUUAACCAUUUGGGACAAACAUAGACGGUACAAGAAUUAUAUGGGAGAACUUCGAUUAAGUGUGAGUGAUAUUUUCACUAAUUCCUCGAAUUCCUUUUCUCUAACCAGCGACUUAAAAUGGUACAAAUUAUACUCUGGACAGUCAUAUCAAGGCUUUGUUACGGGGUCUCUACUUCUUUCCUUUGAACUUGUAGUAAAAACUAAGCGUAGAAAGAAGUCAACUGGAGUCGGAAAUAAAACUACUAUUGUUAAUAAAAGCAAGGAUACUGGUGCGGUUCCAACGGUUCUUAUUAAUCCACCUACCGCCCAUGAUCUUUACACAAAGAUUGACGAUUUAAAUCUUGAUGCCAUGGAAGAAAAUGAAUUGGUUCCCGUGAACACGUUAAGUGAAGGGGAGAAGUCCAUUCUUCUCCAAGCAUGGCUAGAUUCAUUGCUUGUCUCCAGCCCAGAUCGCACAUUAUUGUCCCCGAAUGAACAAGGAUUCUAUCCUGAUGGUCCAACCAUCAUGGCAGAUGGAUCUGAUUUAGAAAGUGUUACACCUUCACUCGAACCGACCUCGGAAUCUGGAUCUGCUCCAAUUCCGAUUUUGAAGGCUACUGGGGAUAUUUCCCAUGACAAUCUCCUACAUCCAGAUGAUAUAUCGGGCUCUGAUUAUUCUAUCUGCACUGAUGACAGUGCAGCGGAAUCUGACGAUGCUUCACAAUUUUUGGAUAGUGGUGAUGUAUCGUUAUCUCAACUGCUGCUUCCAUUUCUGGUACAGCUGCUGAAUUUACUCAAUCCUCAAGAUAUUCCAAGUACAAAGAAGAAACAUCCACUUCUGAAACUUCGUCUGAAGGCUUCACAGAAUUCACAUUUCGAAGUCAGUAAUAGAGAUGUUCUUGGAGUUAUCUUCUUGGAAAUUGUAUCGUGUUCUGAUCUCCCACCACUCAGUAAUAUCACCCGUACGUCGUUUGAUAUGGACCCCUUUGUUGUGGUGACAUUUGGUAAAAGAACAUUCCGUACUUCCUGGAAAAGACACACUCUCAAUCCAAUCUUUAACGAAAGAUUAGCAUUUGAAAUUUUGGCACAUGAACAUAAUUUCAAUAUUCAAUUCUCAGUGUUAGAUAAGGACUCAUUUUCAUUCCAUGACGAAGUUGCCGAUGUGACGGUUCGAAUGAAGGAAAUAACCGAUAUGUCUACGGAGACUUCGUUUGCUGAAGCAGAUGGUGCAGAUGGAACAGAUAGUGCUGCUAUGGAGGGUGAAACUGUAAGUGGGUUUUCUAUGGGGUUGCCAGUAUUAGACCCCGUUGAUUAUCCAUCGCUGACUAGUAUUAGAUUGUCUGAGGAUGCGAACAUGGUGAGUUCUAUUAAGAAAAAGCGCUUUACAAAGAGAAAGAAGGUUACUGUGAAAUACGAAGAUACUUCUAAAUUUAAGACUAUGGAUUUGGCAUUGAACAUUCAUAAAGAGAAAUACUUGGGAAAAUACAAACCUACACUCAAGAUCAGAGCUAGAUUUGAACCAUAUGAAAGCUUAAGACGUCAAUUUUGGAAGGUUUUACUUGAGCAGUAUCUGUUGGGUAAUGAAGGUAAGUACGAUUACAUUGAACUUAUUGCCCUUUUGGAUACUUUGGGGUGUGAGAACAGUGACGACAUUGUCAGUGGGUUCUUUGAAAGUGUCGGGAAGCUGGCUUGGGGAGGUGAUACAUUGACUAUUGAAGAAAUAAGUGACAUGUUAGAAAAGCAUGUAACAUCCAAUGCAGGUCAGGGGAAUAAGAUAUUCCAAAUUGAAAAAUGUCCAAUUUGUUGUCAAAAGAGAUUAUCUAAAAAGCAAGAUGUUGAUAUCAUAACGCAUGUUGCCAUAUGUGCAUCUAAGGAUUGGAGUAUCGUCAACAAGUUACUCUUGCUGUCAUAUGACACACCUCAAGUGGCUACAAGACGAUGGUUUUCUAAAGUCUUGAUCAAGCUUACUUAUGGUAAGUACAAACUAGGCAGUAACUCGGCUAAUAUUUUGGUUCAGGAUAGAACUACAGGGAUUGUUAUGGAAGAAAAGAUGGGUGUUUAUGUUCGAUUGGGAAUAAGAGUGCUUUAUAAAGGACUUGAUUCGGCAAAGAAGAAGCGUAUAAGACAAUUACUUAAAAGUCUUUCUAUAAAGCAAGGAGCAAAGUUCGAUGCUGAACAACUGAAAAACGAUAUUAAGGCGUUUAUCAAGUUUCAUAGUUUAGACCUCUCAGAUUGUCUUGAAGAAGAUCCACUGAAAUACGCAACCUUUAACGAGUUCUUUUACAGGAAACUCAAACCUGGAGCAAGAAAAUUAUCAUCUGAAGAUGAUAGGGUAGUUGUGUCUCCAGCUGAUUGUAGAAGUACAUGUUUUGAUUCCGUUGAUGCGGCAACAGAAUUAUGGGUCAAGGGACGCAACUUCACUUUGGCUAAAUUAUUUAAUGGGAAUCUUGAAAACCUUGAAACAACCGACUUAUUUAAUCCAUCAAAGUGUUCAUUGGGGAUUUUCCGGUUAGCACCACAAGAUUACCAUCGAUUCCAUUCUCCAGUAAGUGGUGUUAUCCGUUCUAUUAAGCAUGUUGAUGGGGAAUACUACACGGUCAAUCCUAUGGCUAUCAGAUCUGAAUUAGAUGUCUUUGGAGAAAACGUUCGGUCAAUUAUUUGCAUUGAAACUGAACAUUUCGGUACGGUGAUUAUGAUUGCAGUGGGUGCCAUGAUGGUAGGGUCGAUUGUACUCUCUGUGGGAGAACAGCAAAAGAUUCUGAGGGGAGAAGAAGUUGGAUAUUUCAAAUUUGGAGGUUCAACUAUUCUUUUACUUUUCCAAUCUCUGCAUUUCAAGUUUGAUUCAGACUUGGUAAAUAAUUCCAACACAUGUGUUGAAACUUUGAUUAGAGUGGGUCAGAGCAUUGGUCAUUCACCUGAAGUACCAGAAUGUACUCAAGACCAUAUUGAUUUCGAUAAACAAUCGAAGGACUUCAAGUUGAACUUGAUCCGCGUGCUUACAGGUGGUGACUUGAGUGACACUAAAGGUAUAAGCAAUUGGGAAGCCUCUAGACUCCUGUUUGAUGACGAUGAUGAAGUCUUAUAUAGUGGAGCUGAAGAAGAUAUCAAUGACGAAGGUUUAGAUCUCGAAAACGAUGAUUAACUACAUGAAGAAAUACAUAAACAAAAUACAUUAAGGGCGAG
Molecule: messenger RNA, 3814 nt
Organism: [Candida] anglica
Lineage: Eukaryota; Fungi; Ascomycota; Pichiomycetes; Serinales; Debaryomycetaceae
Source: the annotation of a GenBank genome assembly